Molecule: messenger RNA, 985 nt
Organism: Dermacentor silvarum
Lineage: Eukaryota; Metazoa; Arthropoda; Arachnida; Ixodida; Ixodidae
Product: spliceosome-associated protein CWC27 homolog
Exons: 4
Coding region: 248-595 (115 amino acids)
Source: RefSeq, a predicted model, not a curated record
UGUAAUGAGAGUCAGCGCCUGUCCCAUGUGUAUCUUCGUCCAAUUGCUGCACAACAUUACACCAUGCAUGCUUACCAACUUUCCUACCCCCACAUAUUUUGUUGCAGUGGGGAGAUCCGCAAAGAGUUCAGAGAGCUGAGGCGCCAAAUGCGGUCCGAGGAACAAGCCAAGCUGCAGCCAGACCAACAGCCAUCAGAGUUGGAUGAAAAGGAGGAAGAGGGGGAUGAGCCAUCAAACCAGCUGAUGCAUGCCUACCGACAGGCAGCGUGUAUACACAGAGAAGAAGCAGCACGUACUCCCUAAGGGGGCUCAGAGGGAGCAGAAGACUCUGGAAGCCUUGGCCCGGUUCCAAGCCAAGAUGGCCGAGCACCUGUCAGUGGAAGAUGGUGAUGAGGACAGUCCAGAUGACAAGUCAGACCGAUGGCUGUCGCACCAACUGCGUUUUGCUGAGCAAGGCCCUGUGCUGGCGAGAGACGCGAGCGUGGUGGAUGCUGAGGAGGCAUACAGCAUUGAUGACCCACGUAAUGCCAUGAACGAGAGGCGCCGCAAGCAUCGUGAACACAGUGGUGAUAGGCACCACAAGCGUCACAGGUAGCCGACUCGUCUGCACUGUUUUCAAUUGGCCUAAAGACCUGGUAUAGCAGCAGUGUGAAGAAAAUCAUCGAUACCCCACUGUGUAAAACCGUUCUUCCUUUUGUGGUGCCUUUCAAAGAUGCCUGUUGUCAUACGGUGCUGCCAGUGUUUAGCCAUCAGCUUGCUGUCUUGUUAGCCGAGUGUGGCUGGCGGGCUAUUUCCUUUUUUUGGCAUGUUUCCAGAAUUCUGUGUUUUGGUUAUCAGUGACAGCCACUGAAGUGAACCACAUUGCGUCAAAGCUCAAUGUUUUUCUCACUAUAAGGUGGGUCGCAUCGUGACUGGAAACAUGCUCUGUGUCUGAUCACUUGGGUGCGUUUGGUGUUUAACGACAAAAUAAACUGUGUUUUUUUUG